AGGUCGAAAAUUAGAGUUAUAAAAUGCAAAGCAUUUUUCAUUUAGCAAACAGACCCAUAUCAUAAGAAAAUUGAAUUAAAGAAAGAAAAAAAUAUUGAAAUUCAAAUGACCACAGUACCCUUCUUCCCCAAAUCUGGAAAACUCCACCACCCCUGCAAAAACCAACUCUGUCAAAGCAGAAAGCAAAAUUGCCAGACAAAAAAAUGCCGCCACCAAAGACCACCACCACCACACUUCCAUGCUCAAUCCCAACUCUCUUCCUCGCUUUCACUACCCUCUCUUUCCUCUGCUUCUCCCUCUUCUUCCUCUACAACAAAAACCCAUCUUUCCCUAAUCCCCAAGCCACCCUCCAAACCUCUCAAAAUUCCAUCAAAGUCUAUGUAGCUGACCUCCCUAGAUCUCUCAACUACGGCCUCCUUGACCAAUACUGGUCCUCCUCUAUACCUGAUACCCGUAUUAGCUCCGACCCAGAUCAUCAGAUCCGACCCAAACCCACCAAGAACCAAAAAUUUCUUGAUUACCCUGAGAAUCCUUUGAUUAAGCAGUACAGUGCUGAGUACUGGAUCACUGGUGACUUAAUGACACCACAGAAGUUAAAGAUUCGAUCUUUUGCUAAAAGGGUGUUUGAUUGUAAUGAAGCCGAUGUUGUUUUCGUGCCCUUUUUUGCUACGCUGAGUGCUGAAAUGGAGCUUGCAAAAGGAAAGGGAAGUUUUAGGAGAAAAGAAGGGAAUGAGGAUUAUAGAAGGCAGAAGCAAGUGGUGGAUAUUGUAAGAAAUUCGGAUGCGUGGAAGCGAUCUGGCGGGAAAGAUCAUGUCUUUGUUCUUACAGACCCAGUUGCGAUGUGGCAUUUAAGAGCUGAGAUAGCCCCAGCUAUUCUACUGGUGGUGGACUUUGGUGGGUGGUAUAGGCUUGACUCGAAGUCAUCGAAUGGUAGUUCGUCAGAUAUGAUACAGCAUACCCAAGUCUCACUGCUGAAAGAUGUGAUUGUUCCAUACACACAUCUGCUUCCUAGAUUGCAGUUAUCAGAGAACAAGAAACGCAGCACCCUUCUUUAUUUUAAAGGAGCCAAACAUAGGCACCGGGGAGGCAUAGUACGAGAAAAAUUGUGGGACUUGCUGGUUAAUGAGCCAGGAGUUAUCAUUGAAGAAGGAUUCCCUAAUGCUACUGGGAGGGAGCAGUCCAUUAGAGGGAUGAGAUCAUCAGAAUUCUGUUUGCACCCAGCUGGGGACACCCCCUCUUCUUGCCGGCUAUUCGAUGCCAUCCAAAGCCUGUGUAUACCUGUUGUUGUAAGUGACAACAUUGAGCUGCCAUUUGAAGGCAUGGUAGAUUAUACAGAAUUCGCAGUUUUUGUUGCAGUUGAUGAUGCCUUGAAGCCCAGAUGGCUGGUGGAUCGUCUCAGAAGCAUUUCUGUGAAGCAGAGGAAUGAAUUCCGUAGAAAUAUGGCUAAGGUUCAACCGAUAUUUCAGUAUGAUAAUGGUCAUCCAGGUGGUAUUGGUCCUAUUUCUCCAGAUGGUGCAGUGAAUCACAUAUGGAAAAAGGUACUUCAAAAAUUGCCUGCCAUUAAAGAAGCAGUUGUUCGAGAGAGAAGAAAACCACCUGGUGUAUCAGUUCCUAAGCGUUGUCAUUGUACCUGAACCAAAUCAAGUAAUUCUAAUAGCUUUUGACACUAUGCAUUAUUCUAUAAAGUCAAUUUAAUUUCAUCUCUCGGGAGAGAAAAAAAGAGUUGCUCAUUACUUUCCCCAUGAUUCGAUAUUUGUAAAUUUCAGGCUUGUUAAAAUAUCCAUAAACAGCGCCCUUUACUGAAA
Molecule: messenger RNA, 1805 nt
Organism: Populus nigra (black poplar)
Lineage: Eukaryota; Viridiplantae; Streptophyta; Magnoliopsida; Malpighiales; Salicaceae
Product: probable arabinosyltransferase ARAD1
Exons: 3
Coding region: 204-1634 (476 amino acids)
Molecular function (GO): glycosyltransferase activity
Source: RefSeq, a predicted model, not a curated record